AGUUCAUCACUUCAGUCUUCCCGCCGCGAAAGCAGUGGAAAGUGGAUAAUCUUCUCUGCAUUCCGUGCCGCGCCUUGCCGUGGACGGAAAUGUCGCAGCCGCUUCCCGAGACCCCGUCGCUCGCCGGUCGCCGAGUAGCGUUCACGACGCCGCAGACGGGCGGCGGCGGCGCCUACGGGGGCCGCUUGGGCGCGCUCCUGCGGCAGCGCGGCGCGCAUCCGGUCGCCGUGCCCACCAUCGCCGUCCACCCUCACGACCCCGACCGCCUCCGGCCCUACCUCCUGCCCAGCGCCCUAGAUCCCUUCGCCGCGCUCGCGUUCACCUCCCGCUCCGGCAUCUCCGCCUUCGCCCGCGCCCUCUCGUCCUCCCACCGCCCCCUCUCCCACGCCUCCGCGCUCCCCUUCACCGUCGCGGCGCUGGGCAGCGACGCGGACCUCCUCGACCACGCGUUCCUCUCGCGCCUCUGCGGCGACGCCGGCACGAGGGUAUCCGUCCUCGUACCCGACGUGCCCACCCCGGCCGGUCUCGUGGAGGCACUGGGGCGCGGGUCCGGCCGCCGCGUGCUCUGCCCCGUCCCUGAUGUCGUCGGCCUCCGCGAGCCCCCCGUCGUGCCGGACUUUCUCGCGGGGCUCGAGGCGGCUGGGUGGGUAGCCGUGCGCGCGCCGGCGUACACCACGUGCUGGGCCGGGCCGCGCUGCGCGGAGGCGCUGGUGGAUCCGGACGCUGCGCCGCUCGACGCCGUAGUGUUCACGAGCACGGCCGAGGUGGAAGGGCUGCUCAAGGGGCUGGAAGCCGUGGGGUGGACCUGGGCGCGGCUGGCGGCGCGUUGGCCCGGCAUGGUCGUGGCCGCGCACGGGCCGGUCACCGCCGGUGGCGCGAGGAGCCUCGGCGUCGAGGUGGACAUCGUGAGCACCAGGUUCAGCAGCUUCCAUGGAGUUGUCGAUGCUCUCGCCGCGGCAUUUCCUUCCCAGAAGAUAGUGUAACUGCUAAGACAUGAAGGAUUGGAAACGGCCACAAUUCGCUCGAUUCAUGAAUCAUGAAUAUUCCGAGGUAGAGGUAGCUCAAAAGAUCGCCUGAUGGCUCUACUUACAUGUCUCGAUCAUGCCACGCUGUGUGCGUAUAGUUACGUGUUUCGAUUCAUGAACCAUCAAAUGUCGGAUAGUUUUUUAUUGUUAAGAAACAAUUUUCAUC
Zea mays is the source of this 1191-nucleotide messenger RNA. RefSeq names its product Uroporphyrinogen-III synthase. Gene Ontology annotation, biological process: tetrapyrrole biosynthetic process. NCBI's taxonomy places the organism in Eukaryota, Viridiplantae, Streptophyta, Magnoliopsida, Poales, Poaceae. Bases 90 to 983 code for a protein of 297 amino acids. The transcript has a single exon. The record is from RefSeq and is marked validated. Gene Ontology annotation, molecular function: uroporphyrinogen-III synthase activity.